CUCGGCUGUGUUCCCUAAUCGAUUAAAUACUUGUGCUUAAUCGAUUAAUAGUCGAUUUUUGCCUUAUAUCACACCCAGUCUUCGUCUUCUUCGCCAUUCUCUUUUUCGAAUCAGAGAAACCCUAGCUUCUUCCCUUCUCAAUUUUUCUCAAUCUUCAUCAUAAAAUUCUCAAAUUUCUUCCAUUUUUUUCCAAAUUUCAUCAAUUACAAAAAGGAAGAAUGCCAAGGUGCAAGAACGCUUCCUCGGGUCAAGAAACGGCGGCAGAGGAGAAAGAGAGGCCAUGGCGUCGUGAAGGGAGCAAGUACAUUCACAUUCAAACGGGUCUCGCCUUCAACACUGGAGCUUCCGUCGAGAGGUUCCAAAACAUCUUCCUCACGAAGGAGAUCGUCUCUCCCAAGAUCGUGAACAAGGACCUCUUCAAAUCGGCGACCUAUGCUCCGAAUCAUCGUGACCUCAAGUUUAGAAACUCUAGCAACCCGAGUGUCAUUAAUCUCACUUUAAUUCAACGUGUCCAACAAUACAUCUUCUCAUAUGUUUUGUUGCCCCGUGAUUCGAACCAUGGCAUUGUCAACAAGGACGAUAUUCGUUUGUUUCACGUCCUGUUGAACGAUGUCAAAUUUGAUUGGGUUCACUUCUUUAUCGUUGCACUUAGCGAUGGCACUCGUUUUUCCCAUCUCCGUUUUGCCAUCCCCAUUAUGCAUAUCCUUGCUCAUUGCAAAAUAGACUUUACUCGGGACACUCAGGUGCCGGUCAAGAAGACGUGUUUCAUCACUGAAGCCAAGUUUUCCCGGAUCGUGUAUCGAGAGGAGGGCGAUGCUGCACCAAAUCUGGACCUGAUAGUCGCCGAAGAAGAAGAAGAAAGCCAAAACGAGAAUCAAGCUGAGUCAUCUCAAGCCGGAGGAAGUCGAGCCACGGAGCGCGUCACUCUCAUCAAGUCCACUGUUGGAGGUACAAAAGUGAAGCUUUCGCAAAAGAAAUUGGGAGAAAAGCUUCGCCUUCCAAAUUCUGGAGUUGAAGUUGGGAAAUUUCCAGUCAAAAAUCUGGACUGGAACAUCAUUGGAAUCUCUGGGCAAGUUCCUUCUGGCCCAGCGAAGAAAGCAGAUCUAAACAACGAUUACAAGUUGGUUUUGGAACUGGUCAUCGCUUGCCUCGAGUGUGGAAGUGGAGGUCAUGCCGAUGACAUCACCCAUGAGAGAGCCUUCAUCAUCAACUCUCUCAUUACCAAAACUAAGGUAAACUGGGCUGCACACUUUUUCAAAUCCAUUUCAAAACAUCUAGGAAAGCACAAUCAGAAGUAUCUCUGUCAAGACUGCCAAGAGAAAGCAUGUGGUGUCUCCCUCGAAGCACCACAGAAUCUUGCUCCAAUAAAUCUUGAAGAAGAAGAAUCCUCUGACCAAGGAAAACUACAAAGGAAGAAGAAGAGGAAGAUCAACUCUCCAUCAACAUCUGGAAAUGUCAAUCCGGAUGAGUUGAAGGAGAAGGAACCUGCUGAGGAAACCUCUGCUCAAAACCGGAGCCCUCAACAACUUGAAGAAGAAAUUCCUCAAGUCCAAAGCCUUCCAACCUCAUCACCUCAACCUCAAAUAGAUGAUGCAGAUAACCAAUUCUGGCAGCUCUACUAUGAUUGGAAAGCCUGGAAAGUUGGAAAUUCAGCAGAGCAACUGUUGAAUUGGGACCAACAACUGAAGAAUGAGAGGAUCAUCAAGAAGUGCUUAGGAAUACCAGUCAACCACAACUCUGAACAAAUUUUGGAUGACUACUGGGUAUGGCAAAGGAAUCCUGAAAACUUGCAUCUGGAAUACCUGGCCAACACACCAGUUUCAGACUUUGAAGCAGAUGAUGAAGAUCCUGCAGUCUUCAA
Molecule: messenger RNA, 1861 nt
Organism: Cuscuta campestris
Lineage: Eukaryota; Viridiplantae; Streptophyta; Magnoliopsida; Solanales; Convolvulaceae
Source: the annotation of a GenBank genome assembly